This is a messenger RNA of Tachysurus vachellii, 2516 nucleotides long. It is a transcript of the gene vsig8b, whose product is annotated as V-set and immunoglobulin domain containing 8b. Bases 554 to 1621 code for a protein of 355 amino acids. The record is from RefSeq and is a predicted model, not a curated record. Lineage: Eukaryota; Metazoa; Chordata; Actinopteri; Siluriformes; Bagridae. The transcript is spliced from 9 exons.
AGUGUCCGUCUCACUCGUCUGUUUCUCUCCCUUUCUCCAUCUCACUCGCCUGUUUCUCUCCCUUUGUUUUCUACUUCAUGUGUAACUUUACUCUAAUUCUCUCUCAUCUGUCUUGCACUGUUGAGUCGCAGUGUUUACUUCAGGAACGCACAGACUUGAUUGGACUGUGCGUUUCCAUUACCUUUACCGUAAAGACUGCAAAAGCUGCGCCGGAUAAAAUAGAAGCGCUUCGUCAAGUUUUAAAUCAUAACCUUUAGUUUUGGCUGUAGACCAAUCCCCAGGGACAUUCGUUUGCAUUUACAGCAUUUGGAAGGAUGCCAGCAGUCUAAGAAACAACAGGAAGCUGCCGGAAAAGUACUAUUGAACGUUAGUUUUAAUAGUACCAGCAACAGAAAUCUUCGGAAAUGAUAAAUUGAAACAUGUAUAUUACAGCUAUUCUGCUGGGUUUCAGCCUUCCUCUAAGGAUUCACAGAUAGAACGCAUAAGAGGAAUAGUGGGAGUAUUGAGAAGAACCCAGUGAUCACGGUUGAUUUUCUGAAAGAUAAACUUGACAAUGAUAAAACAUUGUACUGGAUGUAGAGUUUCCUUGCAUGUACUAUAUGCUACAACAUUUUAUCUAAAUUAUGUGGUGGGCAUACAGGUGACCUCCACAGGGCCACAGACAAUCAAGAAACCUCAGGGAGCAGAUAUUAUUUUGGGCUGUACCUACAAUGAGAGCCCAUCUGACACUGGGCAGCUGGAUGUUGAGUGGUCCAUUGUUAGUCCAGACAUGACUCAGAAAGACAGAUUGAUCUUAUCUUACUCUGGAGGGAGAGAGUACAAACUUGGUGACACAGGUCUAAUGUCUCGACUAAAGUUUGUGGGUGACCCCAGCAAAGGUAAUGCUACCAUCAGCAUAUCUUCAUUAAUCAUCGCUGAUACAGCCACCUACCAGUGUAAAGUGAAGAAGCCACCUGGUAUAGACUCACGGAAGAUCACAUUAGUGAUACUUGAACACCCCUCUGUGCCCAUUUGUUGGGUAAAAAAUGGUGAGGAGGUAGGAGGUACUGUCUCACUGUUGUGUAAAUCAUCUAAGGGCUCGAUUCCUCUAAUCUACAAGUGGACAAAAGAGAAUGGUGAGGCAUUGCCAUCCACAGCAUCCCAGAAUCCUCAGACUGGAGAACUGCUGAUCUAUAACCAUUCACAGAGCUACACAGGCAACUAUGUGUGUGUGGUUAGCAAUGAUGUAGGAAUGGAGCAGUGCAAAUACACAUUGAAAGCAUAUAAUCCAACCAGUCGGGCAGGAGUAAUUGCAGGGGCUGUGAUAGGUGCAUUGCUGCUUUUGCUCCUCCUCCUUUUGUUAAUCUGGCUUCUAGUAUGCUGCUACCAGAAGCGUCGCUAUGAAAAGGAAACUGCAAAUGAGAUCAAAGAGGAUGCAGCAGCACCAGAGUGUCAACCUGGAAGCAGGUACUCAAGUUUCCGCUCCAUAAUGGGUUACCACCCCCAUCAGGGAAUCACCUACAGCUCAGUUAGAAACAGUAGUCCAAAAAGGGCUGAUUCAUACUACAGAAACAUCACUGCCAACCAAGUACCUUCACAAGACCCACUAAGAUACAACAGCAGAUAUGGUUAUCCUGUAUAAACACAGACAUUUUGCUAAGAACAGACCAAUAUACAGAACAUUAAAUAUUAAAUUACUGAUUAAAUACUGCUUUGACUUUGUGGAUUUCCAUGUGAUUGCUGUGUAUUUUUACUGUCUUUUUGAAGUGAUGUUUGACCAUGAUGUAUUUUCUGUCAUAUAUUAUAAAUGCAAAAAUAGUAAAGCAUAAUGCUUUUAAUUGUCUUACAAAAAAAUCAUUGAUAAUGAAAUUAAUCUGAAAAGCAUUAUAGGUGAAGUAAUGCAAUCAUGGAAUAUAAUUUUCCUUUGAUAUAUUUAAAUGGUAAAGCCUUGUAGACAGCAUUUUCAGAGUCAACAUUGUUCCAAUGUUUUAAGCACUGUUGGCUUAAAACUGUUGAGUAUUUGUAAAAUCAAAAGCUGGUUUGUGUUAUAUGUGAGACCAAAUACGGGGCUCAGAUCUGGACUCUGUCCAGGCAAAAACUUGAAUCUUGUACAAGCUUUACAUUUUUGCCACAGCAUAUAAGACAAUAUAUGUUUUAACUAUGAAAUUUAAUUGUUUUUUCUAAAAGUUAAAGUUUAGCUUGAAUUAUGUAUGAUUCUAUAGAAAUUCGAUUCAAUUAAAUUUAUUUGUAUAGCACUUUUAACAAUUCACAUUGUCCCAAAGCAGCUUUACAGAAGUAUAGAAACAAAUAUAUAUAUAUAAAUAAAUUUAAAGUUUAAAAUUAAAAUACUAUAUAUCUCUAACGUCUAUCCUUAUUCCUAAUGGGCAAGCCAGAGGUGAUGGUGAGAGAGAAAGUUAAAAAAAAAUGUUAGGUAUGAUUGUAAUCAUGUGAUGGACAAUGUACAUUAAUGCAGACAGGGACUCCUGUGACAGAGACUAGCUAUGACAGCAUAAAUAAAAGGGAGAGCCAGAAGGUGA